UCUUCGAACCAACAUGGCCGCCACCACUUCUUCCGCCGCAAAACCGUACGAUCUCGAAAAUGCGGCGGCCCGGUACGCUCCCCUGCCGGCAGGCCCCCAUUCCUGCGAGAUUCCGACCAGUCGCCGGCCGUCCCUUAAGAGCAUCUCCACCAUUCUCCUCUCCUCACUGUUCUUGUGCUCUUUGAUUAUUCUGUUGGUUUUUAACCAAUCAUCCAUAGAACCUGAUGGACCGGUCGUUUUUGCCGGUUCAGGGACCCGGUCGGCCGAGUCCGUAAAUCCCGGAGUCGUUCUCCCGCCCCCGUCGAGGGGUUUGUCUCAGGGAGUCUCCGAGAAGGCUUUCCGGGGAGUCUCCGGCGGUCGGAUUUCUUACCCUUGGUCUAAUCUCAUGCUGACGUGGCAACGGACUGCUUACCAUUUUCAGCCUGAGAAGAAUUGGAUGAACGAUCCUGAUGGUCCAUUGUACCACAAAGGAUGGUACCACUUUUUCUAUCAAUACAACCCGGAUUCUGCAGUUUGGGGAAAUAUCACCUGGGGGCAUGCUGUGUCCAGGGAUCUGAUCCACUGGUUUCAUCUACCCUUUGCCAUGGUCCCUGAUCAAUGGUACGACAUCAAUGGUGUUUGGACCGGGUCCGCCACCAUCCUCCCCGACGGUCAGAUCGUCAUGCUCUACACUGGAUCUACGGAUGAAAAUGUACAAGUACAAAAUCUUGCAUACCCGGCCGAUCUACUUGACCCGCUCCUCCUGGAUUGGGUCAAGUACUCGGGUAACCCGGUCUUGGUCCCCCCACCCGGAAUUGGUGCCCAGGACUUUAGGGACCCAACCACUGCGUGGAAGAGUCCCAACGUUGGGAAGUGGUUGCUUACCAUCGGGUCCAAAGUUAAUAAAACAGGGAUCUCACUCGUUUAUGAAACCACCAACUUUACGGACUACAAACUCUUGGAUGGAGUUUUGCAUGCGGUUCCGGGUACGGGUAUGUGGGAGUGCGUGGACUUUUAUCCGGUUUCGACAAUCGGUGCAGUUGGGUUGGAUACUUCAGCAAACGGGCCGGGUAUUAAACAUGUGUUAAAAGCUAGUCUGGACGACGAUAAGCAUGAUUACUAUGCAAUUGGGACGUAUGACCCGUUUAACAACACGUGGACACCCGAUAACCCGAUGAUAGACGUGGGUAUCGGGUUGAGAAUUGAUUAUGGGAAGUAUUAUGCAUCAAAGACAUUUUAUGACCAAAAUAAAGGGAGAAGAAUUUUGUGGGGUUGGAUUGGAGAAACUGAUUCGGAAGCUGAUGACCUCAUGAAGGGUUGGGCAUCCGUUCAGACCAUUCCUAGGACGGUUCUUCUGGACACAAAGACCUAUACUCAUCUUCUUCAGUGGCCGGUUGAAGAAGUAGAGAGCUUGAGAUCAGGCGAUCCUAUACUCACCGAUGUCAAUCUUCAACCGGGAUCAGUCGUGCCAAUCCACGUUAAUACAUCUACGCAGUUGGACAUUAGCGCGUGGUUUGAAGUGGAGAACACCAGCAGCCUGGAAGCGGACGUGGGGUACAAUUGCAGUAGCAGCAGCGGCGCUGUUACGAGAGGCGCUUUGGGGCCGUUCGGACUUCUAGUGAUUGCAGACGAAACGCUAUCUGAGCUCACGCCGGUGUACUUUUAUAUUGCAAAGGGCACCGACGGGAAAGCAGAGACUCAUUUCUGCACUGACCAAACAAGAUCGUCGGAGUCUUCCAGUGUUGGUAAAGAGGUUUAUGGAAGCACGGUGCCUGUUCUUGAGGGUGAAACCUUCACUACCAGAAUAUUGGUGGACCACUCGAUCGUGGAGAGCUUUGCUCAGGGAGGGAGAACGGUGAUAACGUCAAGAAUUUAUCCAACGAAAGCCAUAUACGGAGAUGCAAGGGUUUUCCUCUUCAACAACGCCACACAGGCAAGCGUGAAGGCGUCGGUGAAGAUCUGGGAAAUGGGAUCAGCUGACAUUAAACCAUUCUCUUUCAUCAAUCAAUUGUAAUAUAUGUACUAAUAUGUGCCUGUUACGUUAGUUCUGUUGUUGUACCUUUCUAGGUAUUUCGCUUCGUCGCAUAAUAUAUAUAAUUGAUAUGGAACCAGCGGUUUGUGCUCAACAAAUGAAGAAAUUGUGGUUAAAGCAAGAAUGUAUACAACUAUAUAAUUUCCA
Molecule: messenger RNA, 2158 nt
Organism: Ipomoea triloba (trilobed morning glory)
Lineage: Eukaryota; Viridiplantae; Streptophyta; Magnoliopsida; Solanales; Convolvulaceae
Product: acid beta-fructofuranosidase-like
Exons: 7
Coding region: 14-1993 (659 amino acids)
Biological process (GO): carbohydrate metabolic process
Molecular function (GO): beta-fructofuranosidase activity
Source: RefSeq, a predicted model, not a curated record